Molecule: messenger RNA, 2232 nt
Organism: Fusarium pseudograminearum CS3096
Lineage: Eukaryota; Fungi; Ascomycota; Sordariomycetes; Hypocreales; Nectriaceae
Exons: 4
Coding region: 1-2232 (743 amino acids)
Source: RefSeq, a predicted model, not a curated record
AUGAAGUUCCUCAGUAUCCUCAGCUUGGGCAUGAUUGCCACGGCUGUUGAUGCAGCUUAUCCCAACCCUGGCAAUGGCCCCGCGGAUGCUUGCUAUACUGCUGUUGCGAAGCCCAACAACAAGCAACGCACUAGCGACUGCAAGUCAUUUCUUCUUACAACGGUAACUCCCAAGAAGUCCACCAUUUACAAGACAACUACAAUCACCAGAAAGACCCCGACCGUUACCAAGUCAAUCACUGUCACCAGCACCUUGUCCGCAAUCGCCACCAGUAUUAGUUCUGUCGUACAGACUGUCACGGACAACAUCGUCGUUACGCGAACCGUCGAUCAUACCAAGACCGUGACAGAGCAGACAACAACGACAAUCACAACCGAUGUUGCCGAUCCUGCCCCGACUGUUAAGCGCAAGCGCUCUGUAUCUCGUAUCCCAGAAUACCUAGACAACCUGUGCACCAACUCUGCUCAGUACUCGUCGGCUUGCUCCCGCAUUGGGGUCACAGCUAAGACAGUCAGCGGCCCUCGCGUUACUGUCGUUUCCAAGAUUGUGCGCGUCAAGAUCCCGCGCGCCACCACGGUCCGAACGACUGUCAGCACCACCUGGGUCACUCAGACAGUCAAGACCACCGUCGUCUUAAAGACUUACAGUACCGAAGAAGUCACCAAGACUGUCGACGUCGUCACUGACGAUGUCACCGUUGCGACAAAGACCGUCACCGAAACCACUACAAAGACAGAAGCAUCCAAUCCGUUGGAAACAGUCAAAUUGCUUGCAGUUGGUAGCAAUGACCCUGUCCUACAGGGUAUCGGCUUCUCGAACCUCGAGUCCAACCAAGGAAGUAGCAGCAGCUUUUACAUGACCUUCACCUCUGUUCUUUCGAAUCAGCAAUACACUAUACACAAGGUCACUGGUGAAGUCAAGGCGCUCAAUGGACCAGGCAAUGCAGCCGGCCAGUUUGGUUCAUACAACUUCUCUCCCGGAAGUGGUAAUCCCUAUGGCCCUGCCAUGAUACAAGCUAAAGGUGGUGUCCCGCCCUUGAAAAUGCCGAAAAACAGGCCAUCGCAGCAAAAACGAAACGAGGCGAAACACGAAGAAUGGGCUAAAGAACGGCGCGAAAGAGAGUUGCACGAGCACGAGACUGCUAAAGCAGUAGCAGACAAUGACAAACUUGAAUUUGGAGCCAAGAUUGAUGAACUGGCCAAGAUUCGAAAAUGGUUCUCCGGCGACACACCAAUUCUAGACCAAUACCUGGGCGGAUCAUUGACUCUUGCAGAGACAGUAGAUACCAUUGCGAAACCGAUAGACGUAUCAUACUCGAGUGCUGAUUUCGGCCGAAAAUAUUACGAGGAGGAGAUGUGCGCUCGGACACAACGCGGGUUUCACAGUCCUGAGAAAGCAAUUGAGCUUUGGGGACCCGAGGAGGAUUAUCCAGAACCUCGAGAAGAAUGGGAUCCAUUAAAGUCCACUGAAUCGCAACUAUGGGUCCUAUGGUUUUCGAUUCUUCACGCAGCGAAACGUAUUACCUUUACAGAUGAAGCGCAACAACAGAAACUAGUUGAUCUGGUCAAAGCCUUCAAAGAGCGUCCCAAUCCACCGCCACCUGAACCAAUGACGAUCCCAUUAAAAAGAAGUUGGAUUUGGGAGUCUGGUACACUGUGGACGGAUUUAACUGUUCUGGGUAUCUCGGUUUCAGAGACCUUCAACGAUGUGUGCGGUUGCGGAGCAGGUUGGCUUUGGCCAGAACAGCGGGCCUGCGAAAAUCUUUACGCUUUCAUGGCUAGACUCACCUCUGAAGGAAUCAACCUCGCCAGAAUCGGACUAUCAUGUGUCAAUGCACUGGAGCAAACUCCCUUCCCAGGAUACAGGACAUUCCCCGCGCCGCCUAUCAGCGAAGUACUCAGUUAUGACGUGACUUGUGCGGCGCUUUGGACUAUCAUCGCUGGCAAGGAAGUCUAUAGUGUAUAUUCAGACACUCGGGAUGAAAGGGAUAUACAAGUGGUGGACAGAAUUAUCGGUUUGAGAGACAACAAGUUACCUUGGAAAAGGUCAUUGAACAAGUACAAGGGACGGGCACGCUGGGAAACUGCACGGAAGGAAUUUGCGCGACGACGGUUUGAAGAGGAAUCAAGAAACGAGGAAUUAUCGGCAGAAGUUCGCGAGUUGGCAGCGAAGGCUGCGCAGGCGAUGAUUCCAUUAAUCUGGCUUCAAGGACAAAAGACUGAUAAAGAAUAG